Messenger RNA from Asparagus officinalis (garden asparagus), 3401 nucleotides. RefSeq names its product B3 domain-containing protein Os07g0563300-like. The coding region runs from base 115 to 2799 and encodes 894 amino acids. Lineage: Eukaryota; Viridiplantae; Streptophyta; Magnoliopsida; Asparagales; Asparagaceae. Gene Ontology annotation, molecular function: zinc ion binding; DNA binding. The record is from RefSeq and is a predicted model, not a curated record. The transcript has 12 exons.
ACGCCUCCCCUUUUUUUUUUUACAUAUAAAACCCCUUUCUUUCCUCAUGAUUGCGAAUCACGCGAUCUCGUAUUCUUCUUCAUCUUUCUAGGGUUUUGAGUCGUCGGAUUCUCGAUGUCGACGACGACUUCGACCGCUGCGGCCGUUCCCGCCACUGCUAAUCUCAAGAUCUGCUUCAAUUCUCUGUGUAAGGAGCCCAAAUCGGAGGCUCAGAGGCGAAAGGGGUGGAAGCUUCGAUCGGGCGAUCAUGCUGAGCUCUGCGACCGAUGCUCUUGCGCUUACGAGCAAGGGACAUUUUGUGAGACUUUUCACUUGGAUGCUGCUGGUUGGAGGAAGUGCGAGUCUUGUGGAAAGAGAGUUCAUUGUGGGUGCAUAGUUUCCGCGUCUUCUUACGUGCUACUCGAUGCUGGAGGGAUCGAAUGCAUCUUAUGUGCGAAGAAAACGUUGUCUAUGACACCAAAUAGUAUGUGGUCUCCUUCUUUGAUUCUGUCCUCACAAGUCUCUGAGAGGCCAAAAGAACAUGCUGGAAAGAGUUGGCACCAAAUGACUGGUUCAUUUCCUAGCCAGUGGCGGCAAGGGCCACAUUUGUGGAGCACUGGAAUCCAGUCUGAUUUGCAGCAACGACUAUCAUAUGAAUUUGAUAGACCUCUUCAUAGUGAAAGACUGAUUGCAGGAGUUCGAGCUUCUAUAUCUGCACAGGACAAAAAGGUUGCAGAGCCAUCUGAGAGACUAACGCCUGGGAAUCAUGUUUUGCGUAAUGGAACUGUGGCUGGUUUGGAUGCAGCUUCUGUAUUUAACAUGUAUAGAGAAGAAGGAAAUGUUUUGCAAGAUUCUGGCCACCAUUUAGGAGAUAAUGAUCUAGGAUCUUCACGAAAAGGUGUGGUCACUGAUCCUUGUUCUGCAAGUACGUCUGGAGUUAAUUUUGAGUCGCGGCCAAAUUCAUAUGCAAAGCCAUUACAAUCAACCAUUUUAAAGGGAGAGUCAUCACCUCUACUUGGCUUGGCCGCUUCUUUUUCAUCACCAAAUGGCUCCAAUGGCCCAGGAAGAGCCUCAAUGACUCAGUCACAACGGCAAAUGCCUCCUCCAAUUCCAAAACAACUCUCCUCUAAUCCUCACAAUCUGAAUGAUAAUUCUGUUGAAGUGCGCAGCGGAAGAUCUCGAGUGGAUGCCCGGACACGAACACAACUACUUCCUCGUUAUUGGCCUAGGAUUACGGAUCAAGAACUAAAACAGAUAAAUGGAGAUUCAAAUUCUGUUAUCACACCAUUGUUUGAGAAGAUGCUAAGUGCCAGUGACGCUGGUCGUAUUGGACGUUUGGUGCUUCCGAAAAAAUGUGCUGAGGCAUACUUCCCUCCAAUAUCUCAACCUGAAGGACUUCCUUUAAAGGUUCAGGAUGCUAGUGGCAAAGAGUGGGCGUUUCAGUUCCGGUUCUGGCCAAAUAAUAACAGCAGGAUGUACGUCUUGGAGGGAGUUACUCCUUGCAUUCAGUCAAUGCAAUUACAAGCAGGCGACACAGUAACAUUCAGUCGGAUAGAUCCGGAGGGGAAGUUGGUCAUGGGAUUUAGGAAAGCUUCCAAUGCCUCAUCCGAACAGGAUGCACAAACAGUUAAAACUGGUAAUGGUUUUUUAACACCUCCAGAAAAUAACAAAAAUGCAACUGACUUCAGCGAAAAUGGCCCUUUUCGGUCUCAAAAGGUUGGCGCAGAAUCAAAAAGCUCAUCCAAUACAACAGAUGAGGCCAUAUUGUCUAAGUUUGGCAAAAAUGGAUUUAUUCAAAAAGACGGGUCUGCAACUAAACUUUCUCAUGGCCCAAGUAGAAGGAAAGGCGGUAAUCUUGGUUCAAGAAAUAAACGCUUAAGGAUUGAAAGUGAGGACUCAAUUGAGCUAAAAGUAACAUGGGAACAGGCGCAGGAGCUCCUCCGACCGCCUCCUAAUGACAAUCCUAAUGUUGUAGUCAUUGAAGGCCAUGAAAUUGAGGAAUAUGAGGAAUCCCCGGUGCUUGGAAAGCCUACAAUUUUCACCACAAACCAAGCAGGUGAGAAUAUUCAAUGGGCUCAGUGUGAAGAUUGUUUCAAGUGGCGUAAGCUACCAGUUGAUGCUCUUCUUCCUUCUAAAUGGACUUGCUCUGAGAACAAGUGGGAUCCUGAAAGGUCUUCAUGUUCAACCGCUCAGGAAAUAGAUACAGAGCUAGCAGAUAUACUUCCUACUACGGCCGGUUCAAGAAGGUCCAGGGUAAAACUAGAAAACAACAACCUCGAAGUAUCCGAUGGGCUCGAUACACUUGCCAACCUAGCAAUUCUCGGAGAGGGGGAAUGCCUCCCUCCAUCUUCUCAACCCACAACAAAGCAUCCUCGCCAUCGGCCAGGAUGCACGUGCAUUGUAUGCAUCCAGCCUCCGAGCGGCAAAGGUCCCAAGCACAAGCAAUCUUGCACGUGCAACGUCUGCCUCACUGUGAAGCGCCGCUUCAGAACCUUAAUGCUCCGGCGUGAGAAGAAACAGACAGAGAAAGAAGCUGAGACAAGUAAGAAGCAGAUCGUUGAUCAGUCACUGGAGAUGAUGAUUUCAGGCAGUGAGCCCCUUCAGCGAGAAGGCAAAUGUAUUGGGGAUGGUUCUUUGCCUCAAAGUCCGGUGAUUUGUGUCGAGGGCGAGUUUGAUAAUGAUGCUGAGAAUAGAGUGAUUUCGCCUUCACCUCUCAAGGCUCAGAUUGAUUUGAACAUCCAGCCGGAGAGGGAGGAGGAGCCAUCGCCAAAGUCUGAUACUGGCAGCAUCAUGAGGCCUUUUGCUGAUGCUACUGCCUAAAAGUUAAUUGUUUAGGUAACAACAAGAAAAAUCCGAAUCGUGUUUUUCAAAUGCAGGUUGUGUGCGCCAAAGGUGGGUGGGGGUUUGAAGUUUGUUGAGAUCGUCGCGUGAUACAGCUCUCGCUGAAUCUUUGGGGAACUUGUGGAGAAGCUCGUUCGGAUAUGUUAGAAGUCGGACACAGCAAAGGUAAAAGAGAUGAGUAAGACACGAGCUCCGGUUUUGUUGUGUAAUCGUUAAUAGAUAUAGGUGAGGGAGCAUGGAUGCACGAGGUACUCUUUUUCUGCCUUGUGAUAUAGAUUCAUCGAAUUCAAAGGAAAAGCUGAAAGAGGUUGUAUUGAGGAGAUAUACACUAGCUUGUCUGAUAUAGAAAUGGAAAUUUUGUGACUAAAGUGUUAGCUGAAGCUUGUUAGGGCUGGGUUUGAGCCUUUUGCACCAAUCUCUACAACCCAACUUGAGGGAAGGCACGAGCAGCUUGCUUUCUUAAUUUGAAAUCAGCGCAUGCAUGUGGAAUUUUGUCUGACAUACAAGUUCGUGACUGAUUUUGCUCUAGAUCAUGUCAAAAUGUUUACAAAAAGAUUACUAUAAAUGGUGAGCUUAAUUUA